Molecule: messenger RNA, 2490 nt
Organism: Anguilla rostrata (American eel)
Lineage: Eukaryota; Metazoa; Chordata; Actinopteri; Anguilliformes; Anguillidae
Gene: otud5a
Product: OTU deubiquitinase 5a
Exons: 10
Coding region: 296-2041 (581 amino acids)
Biological process (GO): protein deubiquitination
Molecular function (GO): cysteine-type deubiquitinase activity
Source: RefSeq, a predicted model, not a curated record
CUACCGGCAAAGGGAAGUGACGUUGCCUGUCGUCAGGUCUGUGUGUUGAUGUUUUGUAGAAGCUGGAAAGCCUGGAGGACGGAAAGAGAGAGACCGUUUGUUUUUGUUCUCCGAGCGUAAGAGCUCAGAGCGACUUGGAAUAUUUACUUUCAAAUUUUCUCGUAAAUAGUUUCAAGGAUAACAUACGAUUUAUAAAAGUUUAACAACUAACCAACACAAUUAGCUAGCAAAAUCAUUCGCUGAAAAGGAGGAAUCGUCACCCCUCUGACCCCCCUCCCUAAUAACAGACACAAUCAUGACGAUUCUUCCGAAGAAGAAACCGAGCUCGACAGUCGGAGUGUCGGACCAUCCGGACGAAGCAGAUCGGAGGAGCGGUUCUGACCCACAUCAGCAUCCACACGGGGGUCGGGCAGGAACGAGGCCUAGGGCCUCUCCGCCACCCUGGCCGUACCAGGCCGCGCCACCCUCGUCAAGGGAGGACAGACGGAAUGAAGCUAGCUCCCGGCCACAACAGGCCUCCCCUCCGCCUGUAGGAUCGGGAUCGCCCGUCGGGCCAGUGGAUGGAAGUGGAAGUGGUGGGGUACCAUGUGUCGCCGGAGGACGUGGGGAACUGUCAGGUGGUGUAGGCUGCGGUGGGGGGAUCGGAAGUUGUUGUUCUGGGCCCGGUCUCAGUAAAAGGCGACGACAGGCGCCUUGCGCCGGUGGAGUGGCCGGUGGAGGGGCAGUCGGUGUAACUGGGGGCGGUGGUGGGGGUCCCAGUCCUGACACAGAGGAAGGGGCUGGUUACAACAGUGAAGACGAGUACGAGAAUGCAUCUAGACUGCAGUCAAUGGACCCAGCAACAGUCGAACAGCUGUACACGUCAGUGAGAGACGGGCGCUGCGCUGAAUAUGUAGACCCAGAUUUGAUUUCGCUUGGGGAAAGGAACACCAGCACACUGCAGGAACACUGGUUCGAGAAAGCCCUGGGGGAGAAGAAAGGCUUUGUGAUCAAGAAGAUGAAAGAAGACGGAGCGUGCCUCUUCCGAGCAGUCGCCGAUCAAGUGUAUGGAGACCAAGAUAUGCACGAAGUGGUGCGAAAGCACUGUAUGGAUUACCUGAUGAAGAACGCCGAUUACUUCUCGAAUUACGUGACGGAAGACUUCACCACAUAUAUCAACAGGAAGAGGAAAAACAACUGUCACGGGAACCACAUUGAGAUGCAGGCGAUGGCUGAGAUGUACAAUCGGCCUGUGGAGGUCUACCAGUACGGUACAGAACCAAUCAACACGUUCCAUGGCAUCCACCAGAACAACGACGAGCCAAUCAGGGUCAGCUACCACCGCAACAUUCACUACAACUCCGUGGUGAACCCCAACAAAGCGACCAUCGGGGUCGGGCUGGGACUACCGGCCUUCAAACCAGGGCAGUAUGCAGACCAGUCGCUAAUGAAGAACGCCAUCAAGACCUCGGAGGAGUCGUGGAUCGAGCAGCAGAUGCUGGAGGACAAGAAGCGGGCCACCGACUGGGAGGCCACCAACGAGGCCAUCGAGGAGCAGGUGGCGCGCGAGUCCUACCUGCAGUGGCUGCAGGACCAGGAGAAGCAGGCCCGGCAGCCCCGGAAGGCCAGCGCCACCUGCAGCUCAGCCACCGCGGCCGCGUCCAGCGGUCUGGAGGACUGGAGCGCCCGUUCCCCCCGGCAACGCAGCUCCGCCCCCUCGCCGGAACACCCGGACCCUCCCCACUCGGACACGGCUGCCAAGCCCCCCUCCCCUGCUGGGGCAGCCCUCAUGAUGCCCAAGCCCCCGUCACCCUGUGCUCCAGGUCCCAGCAGCCAGUCGUGCGUGGGGCCGGACAGAGCCACUUCCUCUUCCCUCGUGUCUCUGUACCCCGCUCUGGAGUACCGCGCCAUUAUGCAGGAAAUGUCACCCACUGCCUUCGGCUUAACGGACUGGGAGGAUGAUGAGAUUUUGGCUUCCGUCUUGGCGGUUUCACAACAAGAGUACCUCGACAGUAUGAAAAAGAACGCGAUGCACAGAGAACCUUCCCCAGACAGUAGUUGAUAUUGGGGAUGGGGGUGUUGGUUUAAAAAAAAUUUUUUUUAAAUCAACUGGGAAGUAACAGAACAGAAAAAAAAACUCAUUUUUUUUCUCAGUCAUCAUAAAUAUCUUCCAAUCUUCUCUUUUACUCUUCCCAUCUUUCCAUCUCUGACUCUUCUUCACGACGUCUAUACAGUACCAUCAUAAUCAGCCUCUCCAGCCCCUUCCUUUAUAAUACCCUUGACCACCAUUGGACUUAUUUAGGUGCAUGUUUAAAAUAAACACAACGAACAUCAUCAUAGAAAAUACAAAAAAAAAAAAAAAGAAAAAAGAAAGAAUUAAAAUUGUAAUAAUGUCAUACUUAUCUUCUUAAUGAUUAAUUAAUAUAAUUUUGUUUUAUUUUAUUUUCUCUUUUUUGGGAUGAAAAAUACUUGUUUUUCUUGGAAUAAAAAAGAAAACUUUCUGAAGAAAAA